AUGGCCGCCCCGCUGCCCGGUGUGCCGCGCGGCGCGGAGCGGGCGGCGGAGCCCGCGGGCGGCGGCCUCCGCAGCGCGGCGGGUUCCCCCUGCCCGCUGCCCCGGCCCCCCGGGGGGCACCCGCCGCCCUCGCCCCCCGACAGGAGCAAAAAGAAAGAUGACAAUAUUUUAGAGAUUCCGUCAAUUCCAAAUCCUUUUCCUGAGCUGUGUUGCUCUCCGUUUGCAUCAGUUUUGUCAGCCAGUCUGUUGCCCAAGGCAACUUCAAGAAAAAAGCAGGUAAUUAAAGUGUAUAGUGAAGAUGAUACUAGCAAAGCUUUGGAAGUACCAAGUGAUAUAACAGCCAGGGAUGUAUGUCAGCUGUUGAUAUUGAAGAACCACUAUAUUGAUGACCACAGCUGGACUCUGUUUGAACAACUUACCCACACAGGUUUAGGAAGAGCUAUAGAGGACCAUGAACUAGUGAUGGAUGUCCAGUCAAACUGGGUAAUGGAAGAGGAAAACAAACUGUAUUUUAGAAAAAAUUAUGCCAAGUAUGAGUUUUUUAAAAAUCCACUGAGCUUUUUUCCAGAUCAUAUGAUAUCUUUUCCAAGUGAGACCAAUACAGCUGUAAGCCACUCUGGGAUACUACAGAUGUUUUUAAGCUCCAGCACAUAUCCUGAGAUUCAUGGUUAUUUGCACGCAAAGGAGCAGGGAAAAAAAUCGUGGAAAAAAUUGUAUUUUCUUUUAAGAAGAUCUGGCCUUUAUUUUUCUACUAAAGGUACAUCUAAGGAGCCAAGACAUCUGCAGUUUUUCUGUGAAUUCAGCAAUAGUGAUAUGUACAUGUCUUUGACAGGCAAAAAGAUUUCUGGAGCACCAACAAACUAUGGAUUCUGCUUUAAGCCUAACAAAUCAGGAGGAAGCAGAGACCUGAAACAGCUGUGUGCGGAUGAUGAACAAAGUAGGACCUGUUGGAUGACAGCAAUUAGGUUGCUUAAGUAUGGGAUGCAGCUGUAUCAGAAUUACAUGCAACCAUAUCAAGGUAGAAGUGGCUGCAGCCCUUUGAAUAUAACACCUAUGAGAAGCAUUUCAGAAAAUUCUUUAGUAGCAAUGGAUUUCUCAGGACACAGAAGCAGAAUUAUAGAAAAUCCAACAGAAGCCCUUUCAGUUGCAGUUGAAGAAGGAUUAGCAUGGCGGAGGAGAGGGUGUCUACGACUCAACUCACAUGGUAGCCCUAUUGCAGUAUCUAACAUGGCUAUACACAAAUCUCAGUCAUGGUUUCAUCAUAAAAUCUCUAGAGAAGAGGCUCAGAGACUUAUAUUGCAGCAUGGACUUGUAGAUGGGGUAUUCCUUGUACGUGAUAGCCAAAGCAACCCCAAAACAUUUGUAUUGUCAUUGAGUCAUGGAUUAAAAAUUAAACAUUUUCAAAUUGUACCACUGGAAGAUGAUGGGAAGCUAUUCUAUACCCUUGAUGAUGGUCACACCCGAUUUACUGAUCUGAUCCAGCUAGUGGAAUUCUACCAACUUAAUAAAGGAGUACUACCUUGCAAGUUAAAACACUAUUGUGCACGAAUUGCUCUUUAACCAAAGCGUCUGUUGUUCCAUCACAGUGAAAGGA
Molecule: messenger RNA, 1594 nt
Organism: Colius striatus (speckled mousebird)
Lineage: Eukaryota; Metazoa; Chordata; Aves; Coliiformes; Coliidae
Gene: GRB14
Product: growth factor receptor bound protein 14
Exons: 14
Coding region: 1-1560 (519 amino acids)
Biological process (GO): insulin receptor signaling pathway; negative regulation of insulin receptor signaling pathway
Cellular component (GO): cytoplasm; plasma membrane
Source: RefSeq, a predicted model, not a curated record